UGGAAUAUGCAUGCACAGGGUCCCUGCUGUUGGGCAGGCUGUAGGACUGCGGCCCUCCUGGGGCGAUGUUGGCUGGCGGGCCUGGGGAGUGCCAGCGCCUGGUGAGGGAGGUGGCGAUGUGCUGAGUCAGCGUGACUCGCCAGGAACAGCCGCGCUCUGGGGCAGCACUGGGGUUAUUUUUAAAGCUCCCUGCUUCCUUCUAGGCUUCCCCCUCCCGCAUCUUAGUCCUCCUAAUCUCUCCCCCAGCCCCUUUGUCUUGCUCUGCUUCCCUUUCAGCCUUCAGUUCCCCUUCCCCCAUCGGGCCUUCCUGACGUCCCACCUGGUUCCCUAGUGGCAGGGUGGGCAGGGAGAAGCUCAGCUUGGGAGAGGCAAGGCCAAGGGUUGUCCUCCGACCAGGAGUGCCUGCUCGCUGUGCCCCCGGGUUAUGACGACCCCCAAUAAAGGAAACAAGGCCUUGAAGGUGAAGCGGGAGCCGGGUGAGAAUGGCACCAGCCUGACGGAUGAGGAGCUGGUGACCAUGUCGGUGCGGGAGCUGAACCAGCACCUGCGGGGCCUGUCCAAGGAGGAGAUCAUCCAGCUGAAGCAGCGCAGGCGCACGCUCAAGAACCGUGGCUACGCCGCCAGCUGCCGUGUGAAGCGGGUGACCCAGAAGGAGGAGCUGGAGAAGCAGAAGGCGGAGCUGCAGCAGGAGGUGGAGAAGCUGGCCUCCGAGAACGCCAGCAUGAAGCUGGAGCUCGACGCCCUGCGCUCCAAGUACGAGGCCCUGCAGAACUUCGCCAGGACCGUGGCCCGUAGCCCUGUGGCACCGGCCCGGGGCCCCCUUGCCGCUGGCCUGGGGCCCCUCGUCCCUGGCAAGGUGGCCGCCACCAGUGUCAUCACAAUAGUAAAGUCCAAGACGGACGCCCGGUCGUAGGGAUGCGAGGCAUGUUUGCCCAGGCGGGUCUUCGAGGGGCCACUAGGCACAUGGUGAAUUCGGCAGCCCCGUCUCUCUUUCCUUUCCUUUCCUUUCCUUUCCUUUCCGUUCUCUUCUCUUCUCUUCUCUUCUCUUCUCUUCUCUCUCCUCUUCCCUUCGCUCCCUUCUCCCUUCCCAUCCCCCCCUCCUUCAUUCCCUGCAAAGCACAACCUGCACCCCAGGGGCACUGGGCUGAGCCCCUUUGAUCUAGUUGUCGUAGUGUGUUUUGUACGUUGGGAUUGGUCAGUUUGGCGGUGACGUGGGGUUGCCCCUAACCCCCUUUGUACCAAGGUCAUGCAGGCUUGGAGUCCAGAGCCGGCACUGUGAGAAUGGAGGAGCAAGUGCUCGCACAACCCAGCAAGCCCCCUGGCCUUGCGUGUCCCUGAGUGGGGAGGGCUCCUGUCUGCCCUUCACGCUCGGGUGGCUGCUGGGCUGAGAGGGGGCAGGCAGCUCAGCCCAGCUGAAAGAGAUGGGUUCUGCUCUGAAGAGUAGGGUGUCCGUGAGUGCCCUGAGCGGGUGUGCCACCAGCCUGGGUACCGAAGCCGCUGGGGGUGUAUGUGGCUAGGGGCCAGGGUCUGCAGCACGUGAGCCUGACCCGUUGCGCUGAAUGAGACCAAAUCACUGGUUGUGAGCUUACGUGAAGGGUGUGUACCGUGUGUCCUGCGAUGGGUCCCGUGUCACUGUUUACAUGACCUAUUUGUGUGGUUAUAUAGCCCUUUAUUUAAAAGAGAGAAGUUCGUUUUACGAAGUUAUUAAAUUAUAUGUUUAAAAGCUAAAGGAAGAAAAGAGCUGCAAAGUAUUUAUAAAACUGUCUUUUAAAAAAAAAAAGAACAAGCAAGAAGAACAUUUGACCAUAUAAAUGGAAAAGGGAAGAAAGUAUAUUAGAAACUUUGCUAGUU
This is a messenger RNA of Lemur catta (Ring-tailed lemur), 1851 nucleotides long. RefSeq names its product MAF bZIP transcription factor G (gene MAFG). The transcript has 3 exons. Gene Ontology annotation, molecular function: DNA-binding transcription factor activity, RNA polymerase II-specific; RNA polymerase II cis-regulatory region sequence-specific DNA binding. Gene Ontology annotation, cellular component: nucleus. Bases 425 to 913 code for a protein of 162 amino acids. Lineage: Eukaryota; Metazoa; Chordata; Mammalia; Primates; Lemuridae. The record is from RefSeq and is a predicted model, not a curated record. Gene Ontology annotation, biological process: regulation of epidermal cell differentiation; regulation of transcription by RNA polymerase II.